GAAACAAUCUGUCAGUUUAAGUACAGAAGCCUGCUAACUGAUCCUUGAUAAGCACUGCAUGGGUUAAGGCGGGACUAUAAGGAGUGACUGUGUACCUGUACCUCCUGAGGGGAGUCCGAAUGACGUCAUUGCGAUGUCAGGAAACUGGGGCUUGUGCAACAUCUGAAGGAGGAGGAGAGGGGUGGGGAGAGAGCAACUAACGCUUUUUGCUAACAUGAAACACAAGUCAUUUAGCUUCGGACCUUGUGCUUGUCGCGCGGCUACUGAGCGCACUUCCCUUGCAGACAAGCGUCCAAUCAUACUCACCAGCAAUUGGAUUAACCCACGCUAUUUUGGAGAAUUUUUUUUGAAGAACUUGCGUGCCAGACCUCCCAUGGCUUGUUUCUCAUCAUCAACUGGUCUAACCUGGGCUUGUUUUGCCAUUAUAUGGCUACUAUUCAGUUUCAGCCAGUCAGCCCAUGCUCAAAGCACAGCAGUCCCAUCUGGAUGUGGGGCAGGCAUAAAUUCCCUAUACUAUUACUUAUGUGACCUCAGUGCUGCCUGGGGCAUUGUCCUGCAAGCAGUAACCAGUGCAGGCAUUGUGUCUACAUUCAUUCUAACAAUUGUUCUGGUAGCCAGCACUCCAUUUAUCCAGAAUAAGAAAAAGAAAAGCCUAUUAGGAACGCAAGUCUUCUUCCUUCUGAGCACCCUUGGCCUUUUCUGUCUUGUUUUCGACAUGGUUGUCAAGAAAGACUUUGCUACUUGUGCAUCAAGAAGAUUUCUUUUUGGGCUGUUGUUUGCCAUCUGCUUCUCCUGCUUGUGGGUGCAUGGAGUCAGCCUCAAUUACCUUGUAAGACGAAACACUCAACCCAGUGGCUGGUGGAUCUUUGGCCUAGCUGUGUGUCUUUCUCUUGUUGAGGCGAUCAUUAAUACAGAGUGGCUUAUCAUUACCAUUGUGAGGACAGCAAAUAACCCUUGCUCAAUUGGCAAUGAUGAUUUUGCAAUGGCCCUUAUAUAUGUUAUGUUCCUUAUCCUUGCAGGAUUUAUAACAGCUUGGCCAGCUCUGUGUGGCCGAUAUGGCCACUGGAGAAAGCAUGCCAUUUUUAUUCUGUUAACAUUAUUCUUAUCCAUUUCUAUCUGGAUUGUCUGGAUUGUCAUGUAUGUCUAUGGCAAUGUGCAAGUUGGAAAACCCCUGUACUGGGAUGACCCCACACUUGCUAUUGCUCUGGUCUCCAAUGGUUGGGCUUUCAUCUUCUUCUACAUCAUCCCUGAGAUCUCCCAGCUGACCAAACCAACCCUGGAGCAGUCAUUUGAGGAAGAGCCAUACCCAAUAAGAGGGGUGGAUUAUGAAACCAUUUUAAAGGAACAGAAUACCCAGAGAAUGUAUGUGGAAAACAAAGCAUUCUCCAUGGAUGAGCCACCUUCUGCCAAGAGGCCAGUUUCCCCGUACAGUGGAUACAAUGGCCAGGCAGGAAAAAGUGCCUAUCAGCCGACAGAAAUGGCCUUGAUGAACAAGACUCUUCCAGAGCUAUCAUACGAUGUUGUCAUUCCGCGGGCCAUCGCUAACCCACCCCCAGCUACCAGCAGUAACUCCACAUUAAGAGCUGAUGAUGCAUAUGCUGCACGGAAAUUCCACAAUGCAAAUCCUACAGCCAAUAACAUGCAGUCGCAAUCUCCUUACAAGCGAUGGUGAGGUUGCAACGCUACAACCACUACUGGGACCCAGGCUGGACCUAUCCCUUCUGUCUGCAAGUACACAAUCCUGAAACAUUUGUUGGAAUCUCUGCAGUCUAUCAUGUGGUUCACAGAUGAAAAAGAAGUGUGUUUUAUAGGAUAAUAUUCUGACGUGUUUUUAUUUAGCAGAUGUGUUUAAGGACUUUUCUUCCUUUAUAGGGUUUUGCCUUAAUUUGUCCAAAAUAAGCAUUUUGUUUUGCCAAAAAUGUGCAUGUAUACUCUUUUCCCUCUUUGAAUACGAUUCACAAACAAAAAGGAGGUUAAACGGUUCCUAUCCCAUUAACUAUAAAGUAUUUAGGUAGUGUCCUGUAGGCAUAAAAGAGUGAUAAAACGUAAUAGGUGUGUAAGUGUAAGCUAGUAAACCCUCUAGAGUCAGUCAACAUGUCCAGGAGAAUGCAUGUAAUUAUGACUGUAGUUUGGGAUACAGUUGCCUUGAAUUCAUAGAGAGCAAUAUGAGGGCUAAAGAAACUGGAGAGGAGAUUAAGUUAUAUAAAUAUUUAUGAUCCAGUUUACUUAUUGUUUCUUUUCCUGUACCAGCCUCAUGCAGAUGUGGGGACAGAUCAUUAUGGCAUCUCCAGUGGUGGGAGUUGUUGCAGUACAUACAGCAACUGCAAGCGGUUUGAUACUUUUUGCACAGCAAUCUUUAGUGGAAAAAGUUGAAAAAAGCAAGCCAAUUCUACUGAGUGCCUUUAAGCAAACUGACAUUAUUGUAUAUAUUUCACUGUUAAGCCAGUCAGCUCACCUAUGCAGAUAUGUACCAUGUAGAAACUCUAUUAUGUUUGUAUAUAUAUUAAUUUACACAAUAUUCUGUAUACGGUUAGAGUGUUAUUUCUACACUAAGAUGUGUGUAAAUUGGUGUGUGUAUGAAUAUGGGGGAUCGAUUUGCCCCACUAGUUCCCUGUGACAUCAAAUCCCUGCACUGGUCUCAAAGAGGAAAAGGGUUUUUAUUCAAAUGCUCUACGAACAUUAAUGACUGCCCUAACUUGAAUGUGUUCUUAUGACUUUCUGUUCAUUGUGUAAAUGAUAUAAAACAUUUAUUUAAUUGAAAAA
Xenopus laevis (African clawed frog) is the source of this 2763-nucleotide messenger RNA. RefSeq names its product G protein-coupled receptor class C group 5 member C like gene 1 S homeolog (gene gprc5cl1.S). Lineage: Eukaryota; Metazoa; Chordata; Amphibia; Anura; Pipidae. Gene Ontology annotation, cellular component: membrane; plasma membrane; signaling receptor complex. Gene Ontology annotation, molecular function: G protein-coupled receptor activity; protein kinase activator activity. Bases 215 to 1672 code for a protein of 485 amino acids. The transcript is spliced from 5 exons. Gene Ontology annotation, biological process: G protein-coupled receptor signaling pathway. The record is from RefSeq and is a predicted model, not a curated record.